Messenger RNA from Spea bombifrons (plains spadefoot toad), 528 nucleotides. It is a transcript of the gene MEIG1, whose product is annotated as meiosis/spermiogenesis associated 1. NCBI's taxonomy places the organism in Eukaryota, Metazoa, Chordata, Amphibia, Anura, Pelobatidae. Bases 221 to 505 code for a protein of 94 amino acids. The transcript has 3 exons. The record is from RefSeq and is a predicted model, not a curated record. Gene Ontology annotation, cellular component: nucleus.
UAUGGUUGCUUGGAUACCGUUUGUGUGCAUCUUAGGGGCGGAUUUAACGGAUUCUGUCAGCCGCCGGCUUAAAGCGUUCCAGCGAGAAGCUCAGUUUCGGCGUCAGGGAACACCGAUCACUCAUUCACUCUAUUAUCUGCUAUUAUCUGCAUAACAGAACCGGGCGGCCGGCACUUACCCCAGAGACCAAAGUUUGAAGACAUUAAGAUAUUUUGAUACAAUGUCUGAAGAUUUUGGAGCCAUUUCUUCUGAAAUGAAACCAAAGUCAAUGACUCGUGCAAAGCAGUGGUCAGAUGAGAUUGAAAACCUCUACAGGUUUCAAACAGCCGGGUAUCGAGAUGAAUUGGAAUACAAACACAUUAAACAUGUAGAACUGGUGGAUCGCUGGCCUGAGACUGGCUUUGUGAAAAAACUUCAAAGAAAAGAUAAUACUUUCUAUUAUUACAACAAGCAAAGGGAAUGUGAAGAGAAAGAGGUCCAUAAAGUUAAAGUUUAUGCAUAUUAAAAAUGUCAUUUGUAUUCUGUGUA